UCGCCGCUCUGGUUGCGCUCUGCCCUCGCUGUGACCGGCAGACAUGGCUGCCUACAGGGUCCUCAUGCCGCUGUUCGGCCGGUUCAUGUGCCGGCUCUCGGGGCAGCCAGUCCGGCCGAGGUGUGCGGGCAUUUCCCGGGCUCAGCCGCUGGGAGAGGAGGAGGGACGGAGCCGGGAGAUAGGAAGAGACUUGUGUGAUUUAUUAAAGGAAUUUCCUGAGCCUAAAGGUUUGCUGAAUAAUGUGAUUAGUAGGGCACUGGGAUCCACAGAAAUUAAAGACAAACUGGUUUAUACCCACAGCAGCAACGCCAACAAAUAUAGAGUAACGCUGCAUGUGAAAUGGCCAAAGCAUAUUGAGGUUCAGGGUUACGGACUAAAGAAGAUUGACGCAGAACGCCAGGCAGCGGCUUUAGCUUGCAAGAUGUUCCAGGACAUGGGCUUGCUGGGCCCUGGAAACGAGCUGUUCAGACAGAAGAAAUACAGAGUGUUAGCCACCCAUUUUCACUCUGAUGGUGAAGGUACAUCCGGUGACAUUUAUAUGUCAGGCCAGGACCCCGGUGCAGAGAACCAGGGAAAGAGCGAGGAGGUUAUGGAGGGGGUAACACAUCGUCUGCCUCGUACACGACAUGAUGGUAGGAAGUCCAACAAGGACCUCAGGUAUUCUAUCCUUGAUGCUGAAGACGAUGCUAACGCUGUGAAGGCUUUGGCCCAGUUCCCUCAUCCCAAAAAUCUUCUUACCAGACUGAUCCAGAUCGCAACCUCCAGUCCAACAUCCCGGGAGUUCAUAAAGUACCAACACGAAGGAGGCCGGGUCAAGACGUGUAAGCUGACCUUGAACUGGCCGGAACCGUUAACCUUCGUGGCCAGAGCUCUGCGCCGGUCAGAAGCCGAGAAUAAAGCAGCCGCGUUGGCGUGCCAGAAGCUUAAGGUUCUCGGACUCCUGGACAGUAACAAUCAGCCUCUGUCGCAUGCACGCUACAACAUGGAGUAUAUACAGCAGCUACGAGAGCAGCAGCGGCAGCCAAAGAGGUUCCAAGUACCAGAGCGAGUCUUGCAAAACAUAGAGGAUUAUCUGUAUCAGUAUCCCGUAGUUACUAUGGAGUCUUCAUACACAGAAGAAGCGGAAAUCCCUCUACAGAUAGAUUCUACGGAUGACAUGGAUCCAGCCCAUGACUUUUGUGACCCCAUCACAGGACGGGAGUACAUCCCCAUGUCAGAGCAGGAGACGUCACGUAUUAGCCACACCCUGGAGCAGCUAUGGAGACAGAGAGAGGAGCAGGGGCCGGCCUUACAAUACCUCCCUGCUGACGCACAAGUAGAAACUAUUGUGUCUGCCAUUGAAAAGCACCCGGUGGUGGUGAUUGCUGGUGAUACCGGAUGUGGUAAAACCACCCGUAUUCCUCAGUACUUGCUGGAAGACACAAUUCUUAGGGGGCAGGGGUCCCACUGUAACAUGAUAAUAACACAGCCACGCCGGAUCAGUGCUGUAUCCGUGGCUCAUCGUGUAAGUCAUGAGCUGGGGCCUGGACUGAGAAGAAAUGUGGGCUACCAAGUGAGACUGGAGAGCAUGUUGCCCCCUCGUGGCGGUGCACUCUUAUUCUGUACUGUUGGAAUUCUUUUAAAAAAGCUGCAGAGUAAUCCCACACUGGUAGGAGUGAGCCACGUUCUGGUAGAUGAAGUCCACGAGAGGGAUGUCAAUACCGAUUUCCUUCUCAUUUUGUUGAAGAGGGCACAGAAACUCAAUCCCCAGCUGAAAGUGGUACUGAUGAGCGCCACGGGGGACAAUGAAAGAAUUUCCACCUAUUUUAGUGGUUGUCCUAUAGUCCGUGUGCCAGGCUUCAUGUACCCAGUGAGGGAGCAUUACCUGGAGGAUGUCAUGGUCAUGCUGGGGAAUUCGUCCUACCAGCCCCCUGAGGUUGAGGAGACUGAGGAAUGUGCUCCAGACUUGGAUUUAAUAAGUAGAAUGAUACUUCAUAUCGAUGAACACAAACUGCCGGGUGGGAUCCUCUGCUUUCUCCCAGGGUGGCAGGAAAUCCGUGGGGUGCAGCAGAGACUGAUGGAGAGUCCGAAGUAUCAAAAGGAUCGGCAUCUUAUUUUACCAGUUCAUUCCAAUAUUCCAAUGAUGGACCAGCAGAACAUAUUCCAGCGCCCCCCGGUGGGAGUCAGAAAGAUUGUCCUGGCGACAAACAUCGCUGAGACAUCUGUAACCAUCGAUGACAUUGUGCACGUGGUGGACAGCGGGAUGCAGAAGGAGCAGCGCUAUGAUCUCAAGACAAAGGUUUCCUGCCUGGAGACCACCUGGGUGUCCAUGUCGAAUGUGACCCAGAGACGAGGAAGAGCCGGUCGCUGUCAGCCAGGUUUUUCUUACCACCUCUUUACCCGCGCACAGCACCAGGCCAUGCCUCCUUUCCAGGAGCCAGAGAUCCUGCGCACGCCGUUGGAGAAUCUGGUGCUUCAAGCCAAGUUGCAUGUGCCAGAAAUGACGGCAGAGGAAUUCUUGUCACAAGCUUUGGAGAGUCCCGACCGAAUGGCGAUUCGAGAUGCCGUCCGUCGACUUCAGGAGAUCAGAGUGAUAGACAAUCAGGAGCAGCUGACAUUGCUGGGGAAUCGAGUUGCCAAUAUAUCUACUGAUCCAAUGCUGGCCAAGGCCAUUGUCCUGGCUUCCAUCUUCCGUUGCCUGCACCCCAUGCUGUUGGUGGCUGCCUGUCUGACCAGAGAGCCCUUCCAGGGCGGGCUGCAGAACCGAUCUGAGGUUAACAAGGCCAAGGCCGCUCUCAGUGGGGACAGCUGCAGUGACCACUUGGCCUAUAUCCGAGCGGUGCAGGGCUGGGAAGAUGAGCGCACACACAGCAGCACCAGGUCCCGCGAACAUUUCCUGGAGACCAACAUGUUGUCCAGACAGGCUCUGCGCUAUAUCCAAGGUCUCGUAAAGCAAUUCUCCUCCAAUAUUUACGAGGCUCGUCUGGUGCCAGAACAAAGCAGCUGCAUUCGGCGUUCGUCCCAGUACAAUCAGUUCAGCAGUGAGGAUGAGCUUGUAAAGAGUGUCUUACUGGCUGGGCUGUACCCCAACUUUAUCCAGGUCAGACGCGGUCACGUUGCUAAGGGAAAGUUUAAGCCGAACAGUCUCCUCUACAAGACAAAAGGUGGCUCAGUGCAGCUCCACAAGACCACAAUUAACAGAGGUACACAGAACCUGCACAGUCCUUGGCUCACAUACUUCCUUGCUAUGAAGUCAAACGGUGUUGUGUUUGUACGUGACAGCUCGAUGGUUCACCCGCUGGCGGUCCUGUUACUGGCGGACAGUGCAGUCAGUGUUACGGACGAUGGGCAGAACAUGGUGGUUGCCCUCUCUGACUCAGACCUUCUGAAACUGGAAAGUGAUUCUCGCACAAUAAGGCUGCUCGGAGAUUUGCGUCGAGCUCUUUCCCAGAUGGUGGAGAAAAGCCUGUGCCAGGAAUUGCCUUCUUUGCAGCCACAUGUUGAAAAGCAAUACACAGAGCUUCUGUCUGUGCUGGUGGAUCUACUAAACAGCACAGCCCACAGCUUCAGUGAAAGACCACACACUGCGGCUUAGGAGUGAAGAGUACAGGACCUGCCCAGUUCAGGAUUCCUUGGGAACUACUCCCCCUUCUGCUUUGGAACACAAUAUGAAUAACCUCUGCUGCUCUAGAAUGCCACAUGCGUCUUCUAGUUAUCCUGGUGUCGGUCCGUGCUAUAACCAUUACACGUCUGCCCUAGGCAGAAACUGGCAUCAUUUACAAUGCUCAUCCUAUACGACAUGUCCAGGACAGACUGAUCCUUCUGCUUACUUAACACCAACGAAAAUAUUCCCAGUUGAUCCUAAUAGCGGACAAUUUAUUACAAAUGAAAGAAGCAGAAAUGACAAUUGUUUUGGAUCAUAACAUGUUGCACUUAAUGUUUAUUUCUAAACUAUUGUAACAAGCAUUUAGAUUACUCCAGCAAUGUAAUCUGAAACAUUUGGUUUAUAUAUAAAUUGCUGUAGUUAUAAAUUAAUUACUGUGACAAAUC
This is a messenger RNA of Pelobates fuscus (common spadefoot toad), 4029 nucleotides long. It is a transcript of the gene DHX30, whose product is annotated as DExH-box helicase 30. The transcript has 19 exons. Gene Ontology annotation, cellular component: intracellular anatomical structure; nucleus. The record is from RefSeq and is a predicted model, not a curated record. Lineage: Eukaryota; Metazoa; Chordata; Amphibia; Anura; Pelobatidae. Gene Ontology annotation, molecular function: helicase activity; ATP binding; RNA binding. The coding region runs from base 44 to 3574 and encodes 1176 amino acids.